GUAUGAGGUGGUAUAACGCGGCGGCAUAACCCAAACUCGAUCUUAAAUCUUAGGCUUCACCGCUGGGAAAUAAAUAUAGCUACAAAUAACAAAAACAACUCAAGAAAGUAAUAGACAUUGAAGCAGAGAGGAAUUGAGAUGGAGGGGAUUCAGCACAAAACAGUGAGAGUAAAUGGCAUAAACAUGCACCUAGCAGAGAAAGGGGAAGGCCCAGUGAUUCUCUUCCUCCAUGGUUUCCCAGAGCUCUGGUACUCUUGGCGUCACCAGAUCAAUGGCCUAGCCUCCCUUGGCUACCGAGCCUUGGCUCCUGACCUCCGUGGCUAUGGAGAAACCGAUGCACCAGCCUCAAUCGCCAGCUACACUUGCUUGCACGUGGUGGGGGACCUCAUCGCCCUCCUGGACGUCGUUGCACCGGAUCAGGAAAAGGUGUUCGUUGUCGGUCAUGAUUGGGGUGCCAUCAUUGCUUGGUACCUGUGCUUGUUCAGACCAGACAGAGUGAAAGCUUUGUUCAAUUUGAGUGUGCCGUUUAUUCCUUAUAAUCCAAGAUUCAAACCUGUCGAGACCUGGAAAGCUUACUUUGGAAAUGACCAUUACAUCGUCAGGUUCCAGGAGCCAGGAGUAAUAGAAGCAGAGUUUGAAGAGAUUGGCCUAGGACGAGCUGUGUUGGAGCUGCUAUCAUACCGUGUUCCGGACCCUCUUUAUUUACCAAAAGGAAAUCUGUUCGGGCAUCCGUUGGAUGGUCCGGUUGACUUGCCCCCUUGGUUAUCCCACCAAGAUGCUAACUACUAUGCCACCCAAUUUGAGAAAACUGGCAUCACUCCUGCCCUCAACUAUUACCGCAACUUUGCUAGAAACUGGGAACUGUCAGCACCAUGGUCUGGAAGUCAAAUAAAGGUGCCGGUGAAGUUUGUGAUGGGUGACCUUGAUCUUGUCUAUACAAUGCCUGGCAUGAAGGAAUACAUUCACAAUGGCGGCUUCAAGAGAGAUGUACCAUUUCUGGAGGAAGCAGUUGUGAUGAAAGGAGUUACCCACUGGAUCAACCAAGAAAAGCCUGACGACAUCAACAAACAAAUGUUUGAUUUCUUCUCCAAGUUCCAUUAGAUUUAAUUACCCUUCAUUUAUUUAGUUUUUCUCCGACAGUACGUGAUGUUGUUUGCUUGUGUUACCCUGAUGUUAUCUUUGUUCAACAUACUUAUAAAUUAAUACUUCCAAAAAGUCUUAAUGUUUUUUCUAAUAAAAUUUAAUUAUCUUAUAAUCUAUA
Theobroma cacao (cacao) is the source of this 1261-nucleotide messenger RNA. RefSeq names its product epoxide hydrolase 1-like. The record is from RefSeq and is a predicted model, not a curated record. Gene Ontology annotation, molecular function: catalytic activity. Lineage: Eukaryota; Viridiplantae; Streptophyta; Magnoliopsida; Malvales; Malvaceae.